Messenger RNA from Toxorhynchites rutilus septentrionalis, 2433 nucleotides. RefSeq names its product U3 small nucleolar RNA-associated protein 25 homolog. The record is from RefSeq and is a predicted model, not a curated record. Lineage: Eukaryota; Metazoa; Arthropoda; Insecta; Diptera; Culicidae. Gene Ontology annotation, biological process: maturation of SSU-rRNA from tricistronic rRNA transcript (SSU-rRNA, 5.8S rRNA, LSU-rRNA). The transcript has a single exon. Gene Ontology annotation, molecular function: rRNA binding; U3 snoRNA binding. Gene Ontology annotation, cellular component: small-subunit processome; nucleolus. Bases 115 to 2418 code for a protein of 767 amino acids.
UAUCAAACGAACGUGUGUUUGUUUAUAUUUUUUUCGUUCCGUUUUGUGAAUCGUUUUCGUAUAGAUUUGAGCAGCACGUGUUUAUAUCGGCCGGGUUACGUGUUUUGAUCUACAAUGGCCAACAAACGGUUUGGCCGUGGCGGCAAGGGCGGCAAAAAUUGCCCCCCGUUAUCGUCGGCGAUGAAGAAACAGCAGCGUAAGGAACGUUCCCAGCGGGCACCGGUUUCACGCCUGAAGAAAAACUCCCGCCACAUCGAGCGCAGCAAGGAGGCGAUGGAAGCGCUCAAACGACAGCAGGAGGCGGAGCGGAAGUACAGGACCAAAAUGAACGGCCCGGCCGAGGAGGACGCGGUGAGUGAAUCGGAAGCGGAAGAGGAUGAGCGGGAGAACGAUUUCGAGCUGUUGGUGAAGACGCUGAACAAUGGCCGGAAAGGGGCAGGAAAACGGGAGGAGGCCAUCGAAAGUGGCGGUGAGAGUGAAAGUGAAACCGAAUCCGAAAGCGAGAUCGAAGCAGAUGAGGGGGAGGAGCAGGAGACUGAGGAGGUGGAAGAGCAGGAUGUAGAUAUGGAUUCUGAGGAAGAAUCGAAAGAUGGCUCUGAUAGUGAAAUCGAAGAAGUUGAAGAGGAGCACCCUGACGAGGAUCCCUACAUGGUGCAUAUAAACUACAACAUAAGUCCACAAAUGUUGGAAUCGCUGUCUGCUAAACCUGUGGUUGUUCAGAAAAGCACUGUUAAAUACAAGAAAAUGGGUCAACUAAUGGUUGAAAUCCCUAGAGAUUCUGGACAAAACAAAGACGAAGCCGUGCUUCUAACUGAUGAUGAAAAGUACGCUUCGGAAGGCACCAUCCCGAAAGCUUUGGACCCACACGAGCUGGAUGUGAAAACACUCUAUUUGAAGGAACGAAUUCAAAGACAUCUGAGCGAACCAGUUUUCAGCGAAUUACAAGCGGAGUUUUUCUCGAUUCUGAACAAUUACCAAGAUUUGUACUAUCCGAUGAGAACGCUAAAUAACGGCGAAGAGAUACGUUUCGCGUACUGUCUGCAUGCGUUGAACCACAUUCUCAAGUCGACAUCGAAAAUUCUUCACCACAAUGCGAAGCUUGCGGAAGCGAACAAAAAAAGCGCGAAGCGUAAAAAAAGACGAGGGAAGAAAACCAAAGCUGCCGAACUUGAGUAUCGCGAUCAGGGGCUUGUGCGUCCGAAAAUUCUUAUUGUAGCCCCGUUCCGGAGUUCGGCUCUCGCCAUCGUGGAAACGAUCAGAAAAAUCUUCGCUGGAAACGACCAAAAGGCGAUCACCAACUAUAAACGCUUCCAGGAAGAGUACGGAGGCGACACUCUGUACUUCCCGAAGCAUAAUCCGAAGCCAGAGGAUUACGAGCGAAUGUUUAGCGGCAAUACCGAUGACAAUUUCCGCAUUGGCAUUUCGUUUGGUAAAAGUUCCAUGAAACUGUAUACCAAGUACUACAAUUCGGAUCUAAUCCUGGCGUCUCCCCUGGGACUGAGAAUGACCAUCGGAGCAGAGGGGGAAUCAGAGCGCGAUUAUGACUUCCUAGCUUCGCUCGAGAUGUUAAUAAUGGACCAGGCGGAAAUAUGUAUGGCACAGAACUGGGAUCACGUGAUCCAUUUCAUGGACCAUCUUCAUUUACAGCCACAAAGCACCGAACACACGGACUUUUCACGAGUGCGCGCGUGGUGUCUCAAUGGAUGGUCACAAUUCUACCGGCAAACCUUGCUGCUAUCCUCCCACGAUCUGCCCGAAUUUCGAUCAAUCUUUAAUAACAAGUGCGCUAAUUAUCGGGGGAAAAUACGCGUCACAAGCCCUAUCAAGGUUGGUUCUAUCCGUCAUGUGAUCGUACAAGUUCCACAAACGUUUCACCGCAUCGAGGUGAAUUCCUUGGAACAAUCCUUCGAUGCCAAAUUGCAACAUUUUACCACCAUCCUGCUGCCUCAGCUCCGAUCCGUGACGAUGGCGCGCUGUCUAAUUUUUGUCCCGUCCUAUUUCGACUAUGUCCGCUUGCGGAAUUACUUCAAAAAAGAAGAGCUGAGUUUCGUUCAAAUUUGCGAAUACACUAAAGACGGCAAAAUUGCUCGUGCCCGCGAUAUGUUCUUCCACGGCAGCAGUCACUUUCUGCUGUACUCCGAACGGUCGCACUUCUUCCGGAGACCUCGCAUCAAGGGAAUCCGUCACAUAGUGUUCUACCAACUGCCGACCUAUCCUCAGUUUUACUCCGAAAUGGUCAACCUGAUGGCGAACGAUUAUCAGAACCGGAAGGACGGAAUCGAUGCCAGCGCGAUGACUGUCACCGGCCUUUACACCAAGUACGAUUUGUUGCGUCUCUCGGCGAUCGUUGGUUCCGAGCAGGCAGCCAAAUUGGCGGCCAGCGCGAAAGCAGCCCACACGUUCAGUACACAGAAAUAAAAUAUAAAAUGUACA